AUGGAUGAAGAUACAAUGCAUGCUUUAGUAACAUGUGAUUAUGCAACAUCCAUUUGGGCUCAAUCUCACCUUCCAAUCCCCAUGAUAACAACAAAUAUUUUUUAUGAUUGGUUUAGUGAUCUAUUGAAUAUUUUAGACACUAACCAAAUUGUUCACGCAGCUGCUAUCUUAUACCACAUUUGGAGAGCCAGAAACGGAGCGGUAUGGGAUGCAUGUCUACCGCGACCACGGAAGGUGUUAGCCGUGGCCAAAGCCACCACACUUGCAUGGCAGCGGGUCCACCCCACACACCGCCAAAUAAACCAUCACGCUGUCGCGCAAGGCCACCUUACUACCACUGCCGUGGCACGGCAGCAGCAGCAACACGCCACUGCCGACACACACGGACUGCCGGACGAUGCUGGCCACACGACGUCGCCGACGGAAGAUGCCGACUCCAUCCGCAAAUGUUAUAUCGAUGCCGGUUUUAUGCCUGCUACAGGAAAGGCUACGGUUGGCGCGAUUUUGUUCGACGAAGAAGGAGAAUAUGUAUCGGCUUUCAGUGCGCCCUUAUCAAAUUGUCUUUCACCGCUUAUGGCUGAGACAAUAGCGUGUAAGGAAGCCUUGUCUUGGCUAUGGAAUCGCGGGGAACGAUCAGUACGCUUGCUUACAGAUUGCUUGACCCUACAACAAUAUUUGACAAGUCGAAUUGUCACAAUACGGACUUACGUCGGCUAUGCCAUUGAUGCUUGUAGAGCACGUAUUACUUCUUUUGAUUACUGCUCAGUUAAUUUCAUUCCUAGAUCAGAGAACUAUUUAGCUCAUAGAUUAGCAACUUCUGCUUUUAAUUCUGCUACAGUUAUGUAUUCGGACAAUGUCCCUCCAGACUCUAUUCUGAGUACUUCUAAUAUAUGCCUCAUUGGCCACCUUUCAAAAAAAAAAUACUCCGCUUCACAUAUUGUUUUGAUAGUGCAAAUAUACUCCUCUUCACACAUUUAA
Ipomoea nil (Japanese morning glory) is the source of this 978-nucleotide messenger RNA. RefSeq lists its product as uncharacterized. Bases 1 to 978 code for a protein of 325 amino acids. The transcript has a single exon. The record is from RefSeq and is a predicted model, not a curated record. Gene Ontology annotation, molecular function: nucleic acid binding; RNA-DNA hybrid ribonuclease activity. NCBI's taxonomy places the organism in Eukaryota, Viridiplantae, Streptophyta, Magnoliopsida, Solanales, Convolvulaceae.